Trypanosoma rangeli is the source of this 1011-nucleotide messenger RNA. RefSeq lists its product as uncharacterized. The transcript has a single exon. Lineage: Eukaryota; Euglenozoa; Kinetoplastea; Trypanosomatida; Trypanosomatidae. The record is from RefSeq and is a predicted model, not a curated record. The coding region runs from base 1 to 1011 and encodes 336 amino acids.
AUGUCCGAGGUUCAGAAUCGCACAGGCGAGAGCCAUAAUGUAACUCUUUCCCGUUCGUCGGAGGCGGUGCUUGGGCUGCCACCGGCGUAUGAAGAUAUAUGCUGUUUUGUCGCCGAGUAUUCUGGGUGUUUGCCGCGCAACGUUUUCACUGGCACCGCUCCUUACGAAUAUACUGGCUGUGACUACGCACUUAUCUUGUAUGCUAUUAUGCCCAGCAAGUGUGUAGAUCUCUCCAGCCUUUGCUGGUCCACAACGCCUCUUCCAGCGCAACUGGAGGCGAAUCUGGCGGUAUUUUGCGAAGGCUCUCGUGGACUGCAGCUAUGUGACGCUCCCCUGUCUUCCCUGCACCCACACUGUCUUCGGUGCUCGCCUACCUGCAUUGUCCACCACAUCAAGGUACAGCAUUGGCUUUUUGUUUUGUCACAACGAUUUCCGCCAGAGAAGAGCUUUGAUGCCGUGACACUGCGGAUGCAGUUGCGCCAUGCCCAACUAGGCGAGCCACGCCUCGCAACAUCAGGCGCGUCCUCUUUUGCGGACGCCAACAUCACUGGAAGGAAUGGAGAGGACACGUUGACUUUCUCCUCUCCGCACUGUCAUGCUAUUUGGGAGGCACCAGCAGUGGCGGCCCCUGAAAAGGCGGAGCGUGACGAUACUGCGAUGCCCGAUGCAGCAACGGCGGCACAAAAGAAACAUAGGCUGGGUGGUGAUGGUGGGAUGCAACUGAAGCCAUGGAGAAGUGCCGCCCGCCCGUGGCGUACGGCACCCGCCACCAAAUCGACUGCUCUGCAAACCUCGCGAGCAUCACCUGCAUUGCAGUCAUCUACUGGCGGCUGCAACAAUCCGUCCAUGUCAAUAUGUAAUAAUGUUGUUGCUCAGUGGAAUGAGACUGAGCGACGGCGGUUGCAGCUCAGAGCGAAUAUUUCCCACGCCCGCCAGACACUGCAGUGUACAUUGUUUGCUGAUGGGACGAUCGACUUUGAUGGCAUUCUUUCACUCUUGCAGCAAAAGUAG